CAGGUUAUAAAGUGUAAUACAAUAGAUGGACUAGUUUGCUUGAACAGACACCAAGGACUUACACAGCAAUGCUAUGAUUAUGAGGUUAGAUUAUUCUGUUGUGAUGAAAACUGCGACAACAUUACAACACAGACCUCAAGUACUGAUCCAGCAACAAUGUCAACAAGUACAAAACAAACAGUCCAAAGUUCAGCCUCUGGUCCAAGCAACCCAACGACUACACAAGCAAUGCCCACAGCUACAGUUUUACCUGCAUUGUCUACAGGCGUGACUACAACACUGACUGAAACAACAUCAGUCCAGAAUUACUCCAACUUUACAAGCAUAUCUACAACUCCAACAACAAAUACUUUUUCAAGCCCAUCAACAAUUGAUUCACCAUCCUCAACAAUGAAAACAAGCACCCUUAUUUCUACAUCUGGAUGCAAUUGUCAUUGGUCAGAUUGGAGCGAUCAUGGUGGCUCAACAACAGGUCCUGAUGGUGGUGAAGUAAUUUCUAUUGAAUCAAUAAUUAAAUCCAGUUCAAGCACAUGCUCAGCAAUUAAAGAAAUACAGUGUCGUGCAAAACGUUACCCUGGAGUUCCGCUUUCACAGCUUGGCCAGGAUGUGAAGUGCAAUAUAAUAGAUGGACUAGUUUGCUUGAAUAAACACCAAGGACUUACACAGCAAUGCUAUGACUAUGACAUUAGGGUAUUGUGUUGUGAUGAAAACUGCGACAACAUAACUACACAGACUUUUAGUACAGCUCCAACAACAUUAUCAUCAACAAGCUUCAAUUUACCAUCAAGUCCAACAUCAACAGUUCAAAUAUCCUCCAGUGUUUCAGUCAUAUCCACCGAUACAUCCAUAAAAACUCCUACUAGUAUGCCUUUAACAACUGUCUCAGGUGACAAGUCUUCACCACCAACUACUACAUUAACAAGUCAUAUUUCUUCCACUAAUACCAGCACUUCAACAACCCCAUCCAAAACAUCUCCAACAUUCACAACAUCGAAAACAGGGACUUUAACUUCUAGCCCUGAAUGCAAUUGUCAGUGGUCAGAUUGGAAUGACUUUGGUGGCUUAACAACAGGUCCUGAUGGUGGUGAAAUAGUACCCAUUGAAAGGAUAACUGAGACUUUUUAUUCAUGCUCAACACCAAAGGAAGUACAAUGUCGUGCCAAACGCUAUCCUGGAGUUCCUGUUUCACAGCUAGGUCAGGUUAUAAAGUGUAAUACAAUAGAUGGACUAGUUUGCUUGAACAGACACCAAGGACUUACACAGCAAUGUUAUGAUUAUGAGGUUCGAUUAUUCUGUUGUGAUGAAAACUGCAGCAACAUUACAACACAGACCUCAAGUACUGAUCCAGCAACAAUAUCAACAAGUACAAAACAAACAGUCCAAAGUUCAGCCUCUGGUCCAAGCAACCCAACGACUACACAAGCAAUGCCCACAGCUACAGCUUUACCUGCAUUGUCUACAGGCGUGACUACAACACUGAGUGAAACAACAUCAGUCCAGAAUUACUCCAACUUUACAAGCAUAUCUACAACUCCAACAACAAAUACUUUUUCAAGCCCAUCAACAAUUCAUUCGACACCCACAACAAUGAAAACAAGCACCCUUAUUUCAACAUCUGGAUGCAAUUGUCAUUGGUCAGAUUGGAGUGAUCAUGGUGGCUCAACAACAGGUCCUGAUGGUGGUGAAGUCAUUUCUAUUGAAUCAAUAAUUAAAUCCAGUUUAAGCACAUGCUCAGCAAUUAAAGAAAUACAGUGUCGUGCAAAACGUUACCCUGGAGUUCCUCUUUCACAGCUUGGCCAGGAUGUGAAGUGCAAUAUAAUAGAUGGACUAGUUUGCUUAAAUAAACACCAAGGACUUACACAGCAAUGCUAUGACUAUGACAUUAGGGUAUUGUGUUGUGAUGAAAACUGUGAUAACAUAACUACACAGACUUUUAGUACAGCUUCAACAACAGUAUCAUCAACAAGCUUACAUUUACCAUCAAGUACAACAUCAACAGUUCAAAUAUCCUCCAGUGUUUCAGUCAUAUCCACCGAUACAUCCAUAAAAACUCCUACUAGUAUGCCUUUAACAACUGUCUCAGGUGACAAGUCUUCACCACCAACUACUACAAUAACAAGUCAUAUUUCUUCCACUUAUACCAGCACUUCAACAACCCCAUCCAAAACAUCUCCAACAUUCACAACAUCGAAAACAGGGACCUUUACUUCUAUUCCUGAAUGCAAUUGUCAUUGGUCAGAUUGGAAUGACUUUGGUGGCUUAACAACAGGUCCUGAUGGUGGUGAAAUAGUACCCAUUGAAAGGAUAACUGAGACUUUUUAUUCAUGCUCAACACCAAAGGAAGUACAAUGUCGUGCCAAACGCUAUCCUGGAGUUCCUGUUUCACAGCUAGGUCAGGUUAUAAAGUGUAAUACAAUAGAUGGACUAGUUUGCUUGAACAGACACCAAGGACUUACACAGCAAUGCUAUGAUUAUGAGGUUCGAUUAUUUUGUUGUAAUGAAAACUGCGGCAACAUUACAACACAGACCUCAAGUACUGAUCCAGCAACAAUGUCAACAAGUACAAAACAAACAGUCCAAAGUUCAGCCUCUGGUCCAAGCAACCCAACGACUACACAAGCAAUGCCCACUGCUACAGCUUUACCUGCAUUGUCUACAGGCUUGACUACAACACUGACUGAAACAACAUCAGUCCAGAAUUACUCCAACUUUACAAGCAUAUCUACAACUCCAACAACAAAUACUUUUUCAAGCCCAUCAACAAUUCAUUCGACACCCACAACAAUGAAAACAAGCACCCUUAUUUCUACAUCUGGAUGCAAUUGUCAUUGGUCAGAUUGGAGUGAUCAUGGUGGCUCAACAACAGGUCCCGAUGGUGGUGAAGUCAUUUCUAUUGAAUCAAUAAUUGAAUCCAGUUCAAGCAGAUGCUCAGCAAUUAAAGAAAUACAGUGUCGUGCAAAACGUUACCCUGGAGUUCCGCUUUCACAACUUGGCCAGGAUGUGAAGUGCAAUACAAUAGAUGGACUAGUUUGCUUCAACAGAAACCAAGGACUUACACAGCAAUGCUAUGACUAUGAGGUUAGAUUAUUUUGUUGUGAUGAAAACUGCGACAGCAUAACUACACAGACUUUUAGUACAGCUCCAACAACAUUAUCAUCAACAAGCUUCAAUUUACCAUCAAGUACAACAUCAACAGUUCAAAUAUCCUCCAGUGUUUCAGUCAUAUCCACCGAUACAUCCAUGAAAACUCCUACUAGUAUGCCUUUAACAACUGUCUCAGGUGACAAGUCUUCACCACUAACUACUACAUUAACAAGUCAUAUUUCUUCCACUAAUACCAGCACUUCAACAACCCCAUCCAAAACAUCUCCAACAUUCACAACAUCGAAAACAGGGACCUUUACUUCUAUUCCUGAAUGUAAUUGUCAUUGGUCAGAUUGGAAUGACUUUGGUGGCUUAACAACAGGUCCUGAUGGUGGUGAAAUAGUACCCAUUGAAAGGAUAACUGAGACUUUUUAUUCAUGCUCAACACCAAAGGAAGUACAAUGUCGUGCAAAACGCUAUCCUGGAGUUCCUGUUUCACAGCUUGGUCAGGUUAUAAAGUGUAAUACAAUAGAUGGACUAGUUUGCUUAAACAGACACCAAGGACUUACACAGCAAUGCUAUGAUUAUGAGGUUAGAUUAUUCUGUUGUGAUGAAAACUGCGACAACAUUACAACACAGACCUCAAGUACUGAUCCAGCAACAAUGUCAACAAGUACAAAACAAACAGUCCAAAGUUCAGCCUCUGGUCCAAGCAACCCAACGACUACACAAGCAAUGCCCACAGCUACAGUUUUACCUGCAUUGUCUACAGGCGUGACUACAACACUGACUGAAACAACAUCAGUCCAGAAUUACUCCAACUUUACAAGCAUAUCUACAACUCCAACAACAAAUACUUUUUCAAGCCCAUCAACAAUUGAUUCACCAUCCUCAACAAUGAAAACAAGCACCCUUAUUUCUACAUCUGGAUGCAAUUGUCAUUGGUCAGAUUGGAGCGAUCAUGGUGGCUCAACAACAGGUCCUGAUGGUGGUGAAGUAAUUUCUAUUGAAUCAAUAAUUAAAUCCAGUUCAAGCACAUGCUCAGCAAUUAAAGAAAUACAGUGUCGUGCAAAACGUUACCCUGGAGUUCCGCUUUCACAGCUUGGCCAGGAUGUGAAGUGCAAUAUAAUAGAUGGACUAGUUUGCUUGAAUAAACACCAAGGACUUACACAGCAAUGCUAUGACUAUGACAUUAGGGUAUUGUGUUGUGAUGAAAACUGCGACAACAUAACUACACAGAGUUUUAGUACAGCUCCAACAACAUUAUCAUCAACAAGCUUCAAUUUAUCAUCAAGUCCAACAUCAACAGUUCGAAUAUCCUCCAGUGUUUCAGUCAUAUCCACCGAUACAUCCAUAAAAACUCCUACUAGUAUGCUUUUAACAACUGUCCCAGGUGACAAGUCUUCACCACCAACUACUACAUUUACAAGUCAUAUUUCUUCCACUAAUACCAGCACUUCAACAACCCCAUCCAAAACAUCUCCAACAUUCACAACAUUGAAAACAGGGACUUUAACUUCUAGCCCUGAAUGUAAUUGUCAUUGGUCAGAUUGGAAUGACUUUGGUGGCUUAACAACAGGUCCUGAUGGUGGUGAAAUAGUACCCAUUGAAAGGAUAACUGAGGCUUUUUAUUCAUGCACAACACCAAAGGAAGUACAAUGUCGUGCCAAACGCUAUCCUGAAGUUCCUGUUUCACAGCUAGGACAGGUUAUAAAGUGUAAUACAAUAGAUGGACUAGUUUGCUUGAACAGACACCAAAGACUUACACAGCAAUGUUAUGAUUAUGAGGUUCGAUUAUUCUGUUGUGAUGAAAACUGCGACAACAUUACAACACAGACCUCAAGUACUGAUCCAGCAACAAUGUCAACAAGUACAAAACAAACAGUCCAAAGUUCAGCCUCUGGUCCAAGCAACCCAACGACUACACAAGCAAUGCCCACAGCUACAGCUUUACCUGCAUUGUCUACAGGCGUGACUACAACACUGACUGAAACAACAUCAGUCCAGAUUUACUCCAACUUUACAAGCAUAUCUACAACUCCAAAAACAAAUACUUUUUCAAGCCCAUCAACAAUUAAUUCGACACCCACAACAAUGAAAACAAGCACCCUUAUUUCCACAUCUGGAUGCAAUUGUCAUUGGUCAGAUUGGAGUGAUCAUGGUGGCUCAACAACAGGUCCUGAUGGUGGUGAAGUAAUUUCUAUUGAAUCAAUAAUUAAAUCCAGUUCAAGCACAUGCUCAGCAAUUAAAGAAAUACAGUGUCGUGCAAAACGUUACCCUGGAGUUCCUCUUUCACAGCUUGGCCAGGAUGUGAAGUGCAAUAUAAUAGAUGGACUAGUUUGCUUGAAUAAACACCAAGGACUUACACAGCAAUGCUAUGACUAUGACAUUAGGGUAUUGUGUUGUGAUGAAAACUGCGACAACAUAACUACACAGACUUUUAGUACAGCUCCAACAACAUUAUCAUCAACAAGCUUCAAUUUAUCAUCAAGUCCAACAUCAACAGUUCAAAUGUCCUCCAGUGUUUCAGUCAUAUCCCCCGAUACAUCCAUAAAAACUCCUACUAGUAUGCCUUUAACAACUGUCUCAGGUGACAAGUCUUCACCACCAACUACUACAUUAACAAGUCAUAUUUCUUCCAGUAAUACCAGCACUUCAACAACCCCAUCCAAAACAUCUCCAACAUUCACAACAUCGAAAACAGGGACCUUUACUUCUAGUCCUGAAUGUAAUUGUCAUUGGUCAGAUUGGAAUGACUUUGGUGGCUUAACAACAGGUCCUGAUGGUGGUGAAAUAGUACCCAUUGAAAGGAUAACUGAGACAUUUUAUUCAUGCUCAACACCAAAGGAACUACAAUGUCGUGCAAAACGCUAUCCUGGAGUUCCUGUUUCACAGCUUGGUCAGGUAAUAAAGUGUAAUACAAUAGAUGGACUAGUUUGCUUGAACAGAGACCAAGGACUUACACAGCAAUGCUAUGACUAUGAGAUUCGAUUAUUCUGUUGUGAUGAAAACUGCAGCAACAUUACAACACAGACCUCAAGUACUGAUCCAGCAACAAUGUCAACAAGUACAAAACAAACAGUCCAAAGUUCAGCCUCUGGUCCAAGCAACCCAACAACUACACAAGCAAUUUCCAGAGCUACACCUUUACCUGCGUUGUCUACAGGCGUGACUACAACACUGACUGAAACAACAUCAGUCCAGAGUUACUCCAACUUUACAAGCAUAUCCACAACUCCAACAGCAAAUACUUUUUCAAGCCCAUCAACAAUUCAUUUGACACCCACAACAAUGAAAACAAGCACCCUUAUUUCCACAUCUGGAUGCAAUUGUCAUUGGUCAGAUUGGAGUGAUCAUGGUGGCUCAACAACAGGUCCUGAUGGUGGUUAUUUCCUCUUUCACAGCUUGGCCAGGAUGUGA
Messenger RNA from Danio rerio (zebrafish), 6504 nucleotides. NCBI's taxonomy places the organism in Eukaryota, Metazoa, Chordata, Actinopteri, Cypriniformes, Danionidae. The record is from RefSeq and is a predicted model, not a curated record.